Messenger RNA from Phanerochaete carnosa HHB-10118-sp, 965 nucleotides. RefSeq lists its product as uncharacterized. The record is from RefSeq and is a predicted model, not a curated record. The annotation marks the transcript as partial. The transcript is spliced from 2 exons. Lineage: Eukaryota; Fungi; Basidiomycota; Agaricomycetes; Polyporales; Phanerochaetaceae.
GCCGCCCAGGCCGCCCAUCCUCUCCACCCCUCCGACCUCGAUCCUUCCUACUACCAGCCUGCGCCCCCGCCAAAGCAGCAGGCCAUCUACGGCCCUCCGCUCUCCCAACAGCAGCACUCCCAACAGAUGUCCUCCCAACGCCCUAUCCGUUCCAGGCCCAUUCCCCCCUCCCACUUCAAGGAUGAUCCUGCCUUCUCGCCAGACCCUCGCACAAAUCCUCUGGCCUACACCACCUUCGCUAUGAACUCCAGGGAGGAGAUCGAAUACUCCUCUCUUCCAAAUCCUUACGACACCGCUCCAAAGCGCGAUCCCUCAGCGAUUUACGCCUACCCACCAGCGCCCUCUGUCCCUCAGACUCCAGCGGCAUCCCAGUACUAUGCACCGUCGAUUCACCUCUACCCGAGCGCAGGCAGUGAACAUAGCCGCCCUCCGUCCGAGGUCGACUCUUUCUACGCCUUCGCCGCAUCCUUCCCUUCCCCCAAUGGCAGUUACCACAUGGACCCGCGUGCUUCUGCCGACGCCUCGAGUGUCCAUCUCGCAUAUGACGAUGGCGAGGAGCGAGUCGCCCCGCCCGAGCCGUCCCCGACGACGCGCCAGUCGUACUACAGCAAGUACGUCGAGGCCCAGGAUCCCUAUCCGGAAGAGCAUUCAAGCGGCAAACCGCGAAAGGCGAGGCACGCGGACAAGGACAGGAAACACGCCAGCCAGACAUCACUCGCUUCCGGCGCGAACACUUCAUAUUCGUCCCACAAGUCUUCCUCUGCGUCAUCCUUUGCGCGGGCGCAAAGCGGCGACGUCUCCAUCAAGUCGUCCAAGUCGAGGUCGAGUCUGCGCGUCGCAAACCCGGACCCAUACGCCAUUUUUAUGCCGCAGCACUCGCCGGAGACGUCCGCGUCGAGCAUCACCUCGUCGAGCGAAGGGCCGCACACGCCGCCGUCCGCGCACGGACACUUUGACCCGAACGC